Daucus carota subsp. sativus is the source of this 1995-nucleotide messenger RNA. RefSeq lists its product as uncharacterized. Bases 1 to 1995 code for a protein of 664 amino acids. Lineage: Eukaryota; Viridiplantae; Streptophyta; Magnoliopsida; Apiales; Apiaceae. Gene Ontology annotation, molecular function: zinc ion binding. The record is from RefSeq and is a predicted model, not a curated record. The transcript is spliced from 4 exons.
AUGUCUUUAAGUGAAGAUUAUCUAAUGAGUGAAGAAGAGGAUGAGGAUGCAGAGGUGUGUUAUGUUGAGCCACCAGAAAAGAGAAAAACAUCUUUGUCUCCUGGGCUUGUGACUGUGAAGUACCUAGUGGAUUUAUUUGGAGAUAGAAUCAGAAAAAAUCCAAACUGGAAGCUCUGUGAUAUGAAGGAGGAGUUUAAAAGAAUUCUAAAAGUUGAUGUUUGUGAGGCUAAGUGUUGUCGGGUAAGACAAAAGGCUCUGUCAGCUGUGGAAGAAAAAAUGCAAGAACACUACGCUAAUUUGAGGAGAUUUGGGGGUGAGCUACUAAGGAGUAACAAGAACAAUACAGUGAAAAUAAAGACAACUAGAUUGCAAGAAGGUGAUGAACCCAGGUUUCAAAGAAUUUAUAUUUGCUAUGAUUCACUUAAGAAGGCCUGGAGGAAUGAAUGUAGACCAGUCCUUGGUCUUGACGGGUGUUUUUUUAAAAGCGUCUGUGGUGGUCAACUCCUUUCCACUGUUGGUAGGGAUGGAAACAACUCUAUCCUCCCUAUAGCUAUGGCAGUUGUAGAGAGUGAAUGCUAUGAUUCUUGGAAGUGGUUCUUGGAGCUAUUAAUAGAGGAUCUGGAUCUAGGAGGAGGCUUGGGGAAGACACUAAUCUCUGAUCAACGAAAGGCUAUAAGAGAGUUGAUGCCAUAUGUGGAGCAUCGAUUUUGUACAAGGCAUCUAGUCUCCAAUCUGUCAAAAGUGUAUCCCUCAACACUUGUGAGUAAUUGUUUCUGGAAUGCAGCCACUGCAACAUACCCAAGGGCCUUCAAGCAUGCCAUGAAGGAGCUAGAGAGGGCAUCUAAGGGAGCUGCAAAAAAUAUGAAGGGGUUGGAUUCAGCAACUUGGUCAAAGGCUUAUUUCUCCACUCACUCUAUGACUGACAGUACAGAUAACAACAUGAGUGAAUGCUUCAACUCAUGGAUUUUAAAGACCAGGUACAUGCCUAUCAUCGAUAUGUUAGUUGAAAUUCAUGAUAUGUUGAUGAUUAGAUUACAUCAAAAGAGAGAUUGGAUGGCUAAUAGGGACUGCAUUAUAGUACCUAAGGCUAAACAAAUGCUUGAUUUGGCUGUGAAAGAUAGUGUAGGUUACAAAGCUUUAUGGGAUGAGAAGGAAAGUUAUACAGUCAAAGGAAAGGGUAGUUCUGUUUGUGUAAGCCUAAAAAAUAGGACUUGUUCUUGUAGGAUUUGGGAUUUAACUGGUGUUCCUUGUAGUCAUGUUGUCACUGCAAUUCAAGAAUCAAGACAAAAUCCAAUUGAUUAUGUUGCUAAGUGGUUCACAAAAGAGACUUACAUGAGAUGUUAUUCUUAUACUUUAGAGGCCCUAAAGGGUGAAGAAUUCUGGGAUGAUGUGGAGGGAGAUGUUGUCCUUCCACCUCUCAUAGUCAAAAAACUUAGAGGGAGACCUAAGAAACUUAGAAGAAGGGAAGGGUGGGAGGGUUCUGUCAGUAGUGGUAAGAAGCUUAGAAUGGCUUACACAGGUCGAGUCAUGCAUUGCGGAAUAUGUAGGGAGAAAGGACAUAACAGAUCUGCUUAUCCUAGUAAGACAUCUGAUCAUCAACCACCACAGCUCAAGAAAAGAGGUAGAAAAGGUAGAAAAGAAGAUGUAGAUGAGGAUGAAAUUAGGACAGAAGUGGAAUUGCAAGAUGAGGAGGAGCAAACUGGUGAAGCAGACUUAAUGGAGGAAGCACUAAGAGAUAUCAUAGAUGAAGACCUUCCACAGAUGCCAACACCUAGUCUUAGAAGGUGUCACGUGGGUACUGGGAGCAAUCCUCCUGCAUCAACACCACCAAAUGCUCCACCAAAGGCAAGGGGCUGCAGUCAGCUUGGAAGCUCUCAGUCACAAGGACCAGUAACCAGGACAAAGGCUGUUAAUUUAUCACCAGUGACAAGAAAGAAAGCUGCUUCACUUAAGUUCCCAGUCAAACCAUUUUCAGCACCAAGAAAAAAUAUUUAA